AUGGAUAAUCGAGACUUUUGGCCAUAUAUGAGGGUUGCAAAAUUGCCUGAAUUCGAUCCAUCAUUUAUUUCAUUAUCUCAAUCUCGAUCUCAAUCUCAAUCUCGACUUUCGUCAUUAUUUACUUGGUUAUUUAAACAAUAUCGAUCAUUUUAUCGUUAUUGUUAUGUACAUUUACAUGAUCUUAUUUUAUCAUCUUUAUUUGGUUAUUUAACAUUAAAUGAAAAAUUAUAUGUUGCUAUACAUGAAAAUGAUCUCUAUAAAGCACGUAAAUUAUUAUCACAUGGUGCAUCACCAUCUUUUUUACCUGCUGAUUAUAAAUCAAUAUUUACACAUUUAAUAAAAAAUAAUAAUGAAAUUCAAAAUUAUUAUAUAGAAACAAGUCUUUUUUCUUCUAUACUUGCUAAUGAUAGUAUGUUAUAUAUGGCUGUAUCAAAUGAUAAUUUUAAUUUAGUUAAAGAAUUAAUUCAUUAUCAUAAUUAUGGACAAAUAGGACAACAUACAGAAGUUGUUUCAUUAUGUUUAGCAGUUAAACGUGGUUAUUCUACUAUUGUAGAAUAUCUUAUUGAUUAUGGACAUAUUAAUCCAAAUGAUCGUGUUCAAUUAGGUUGUAAACAUUGUAAAAGUGAUACAGAUGAUAUGCAACGUUAUCAAUUUCCUCUCUAUCAUGCUUGUCGUGAAAAUCAUUUAAAACUUGUCAAAUAUUUGAUUAAAUCAAAACAUUGUGAUAUAAAUCAAUUAACAACAUCAUGUGAAACAUGUUUACAUGGAGCUAUUUUAGGUGCUACAGAAAAUUGUUUUGAUACAUCAUUUAAUAAUCAAGAACGUUAUUUUAUUGUUCAAUAUCUUUUAACAAGACCUGAUUGUAAUCCUAAUCUUGGUCUCAAUCCAUUAUGUAUUAGUCUUGCUUAUGAUAAUAUCUAUGAUUAUACUAGUUUAUUACUUCAACAUUAUUGUGAUGUUAAUCGACUUGGUUGGAAUCGUUAUGAAACAACAAAAACAAGUCAUAAAACAAAUAGUUAUUUACUCUAUUCUCUUGAUCAUCCAUUAAACAUUUGUUUACGUCGUUUAUGUCAAACAAAUAAAAAUAUAACAACAUCUGAUCAUUCACGUCAUAAACAAUAUGCAUUAAAAUUAAUCAAUAAAAAUUCAAAUAUAUAUGCAAUGUAUGAUUAUGGUUCUACUUAUCCAUUUUUACUUGCUGUUCAAACCGGUGAUAAAACAAUCGUUGAAGCAAUAGUUAAAAAAGCAACAUUACAGAUAAAAUUGGAUAUUGUUGAACCACUUAUUUAUGCUUGUACAAAAUCAUUUUAUGAUAUUGUCCAAAUUCUUGUCAAUUUUGGCUUUAAUCCAAAUACAAUAAUGAUUAAUCGAGAUUAUACAACGUUUAAUAAUUUGGAUUUAAAUAAAACAAAUUCAUCAGAUUUCUUACGAAAUCUCGAUCGUUAUUGUACAUUUUCUUCACAAUCAACAAUAACAACAAUAGGUCCUUUAGUAUUUCCAAUACCAAACAAUUGUUCUUGCUCAUAUAUGAAUUCUGAACAACAAAUAACACCGUUAUUAGCCUUAUCACAUAUAUCUACAUGGUUAUUUCAUCCUGAUCAAUAUGAUUCAACAAUAAAAACAAUUGAAAAUCUUUUUUCUCAUAUUUCAAUUGAUUUUUCAAUUCUUCCAAAUCGACUUGCUUUUCAUUAUGCCUUAUUGAAUGAACAUAUACCAAUUAUUUAUUAUUGUUUAGAAAAUUUCUGUCCAAUAAAUUUUCUUCAUGAUACAAUUGAAUUAACACAUUCUCCUUUGAAAAAUCAUUUUUCUUAUACAUUAUUUCAUGUAAUAUCUGUUUGUUGCCGUUUAGCAUCAAAUAAUCAAAUAAAACGUGCCUUAUUUAACUCAUAUACAAAAGCAAUAUUACGCAUUAAUACUUAUGACCGUCCCUCAUCGAUGACAAGUGUUUUAGCUUACAUGCAACUAUGGUUUCAUGAUCAAGAUUUUGUUUAUGAUCCGAUUUUAUUUGAACAUCUUAUGUCAUUACCAUAUGUUGAUGACAUCAUUCGAUUACAUGAUAAACAACAAUUACGUUCAUUAUUUGGUACACAUUAUUACCAUAUUAUUGAGCGAAAAUCACGUUCAAGACUAAUGUAUACACUUAAACAUAUAUGCCGUUUAAAAAUUCGUCAUCAUAGUCAACUUUAUUGUGAACGUCAACAAACAAAUAUGUUAAAAAUAAUUCCGCAAUUGAAUUAUUUACCAAAAAUUUUACAAGCCUAUUUAUUUUAUACAAGAACAAAAUCAAAUUCAUUAAUCGAUCAUUUAUUAAAUAAUAAAUCAUGGAACAAUAUACAGUGGAUGUAA
This is a messenger RNA of Rotaria sordida, 2346 nucleotides long. NCBI's taxonomy places the organism in Eukaryota, Metazoa, Rotifera, Eurotatoria, Philodinida, Philodinidae. The record is from the annotation of a GenBank genome assembly.